Molecule: messenger RNA, 762 nt
Organism: Prunus armeniaca (apricot)
Lineage: Eukaryota; Viridiplantae; Streptophyta; Magnoliopsida; Rosales; Rosaceae
Source: the annotation of a GenBank genome assembly
AUGGAAUUGGAAACCCAACAUUCUCAGCUUCCCGAAGAAGACCCUAACAACAAUUACCAAGCCAAUGUUGACACCUCCAGACCCUUCCGCUCCGUCAAAGAAGCCGUGGCCAUCUUUGGCGACCGCCUCCUUCUUGGAGAAAUGUACUCAUCCCCCAUGCCUCAUGGCAACAAUAUUGUCCAAAGAACUCCUUCAUCGUCAUGGAAGUUGUCGCCGAUGCCGGCUAAUUAUAAAGAAAGCGAAGAUGUUAGCAGUUAUGGUGAUGAGGAGGAGAAUGCAGGUGAUAAAGUAGUUAUGGAUACUCUUAAGAAGCUGGAGGCUGAGCUUGAGGAGACAAAGGUGGAGCUGAAGUUGCUGAAGGAGAGAGAGUCUGAAACCGAGGUGGCGUUGGCCUCCUUGAACGCAGAGCUUCACAAGAACAUGUCCAAGUUGGCUCAGGCUGAGGCAAAUAAUGCAGCAAUGGCUAGCAAUGUACUGCAUGUGGCUGCAAGAUCAUCGCCAUUUACCGGUACCAAUCAUGGUUUGAUGAUGGAGGAAGAGAAGAACAAGAGGGAGUGGAUGAUAAGGAUGGAGGAUUCUACCUCUUUGGCUCAGAUAUUGAGCAUUGGCACUCAGAAAAAUGGCGGAGGAAAAAGAGAAAAGAAAAUAAUGAAGAAGAAGCCUAUUGUCCCUCUUGUGCAAGAUCUGUUUUUCUGGAAAAAAGGAUCUUCAACUCCUCUUCGUAACCCUCUUUUUAAUUCUUCUCCACAGCUCUACUAUUGA